Messenger RNA from Pungitius pungitius (ninespine stickleback), 1542 nucleotides. It is a transcript of the gene c5ar1, whose product is annotated as complement C5a receptor 1. The transcript is spliced from 2 exons. Bases 154 to 1224 code for a protein of 356 amino acids. Gene Ontology annotation, cellular component: plasma membrane. NCBI's taxonomy places the organism in Eukaryota, Metazoa, Chordata, Actinopteri, Perciformes, Gasterosteidae. The record is from RefSeq and is a predicted model, not a curated record. Gene Ontology annotation, biological process: phospholipase C-activating G protein-coupled receptor signaling pathway; positive regulation of cytosolic calcium ion concentration; inflammatory response. Gene Ontology annotation, molecular function: G protein-coupled receptor activity; complement receptor activity.
CCAGCUCUAAAGGGAAAAGGAAUAUUGUGUAAUGGAUUGUGUGUGAAGUGCAGGAUGUGUGUCAGGAUAUAACACCCAGUUGAAAGCAGAAGGACUUCAUUGUUCCUUUCAGCAGUGAAGCUGCGACAGGCUACUCAAAUCCGUGCGCCAGCCAUGUCGUACUUCUUGGACUACGGGAGCUUCGGGGGCUUCGAGGGCUUUAAUUUUACUGACAUACUUGACGAUAACUACACGCUGCCCGACAUUCCCGACGCGCUGACGCCUCAGAUCCAACCGAUCCAGGUCGUGGCUCUGCUCUUCUACGCCCUCGUGUUCCUGCUGGGGGUCCCCGGAAACGCCGUGGUGGUGUGGGUGACGGGGUUCGCCAUGCCCCGCUCCGUCACCUCCCUCUGGUUCCUCAACCUGGCGCUGGCGGACCUGCUGUGCUGCCUCUCCCUCCCUCUGCUCAUGGUCCCCCUGGCCCACGACGACCACUGGCACUUCGGCCCGCUGGCCUGCACGCUGGUCAAGGGCCUGUUCCACCUGGUGAUGUACUGCAGCGUCCUGCAGCUGGUGGUGAUCAGCGCCGAUCGCUGGCUGCUGGUCAGCAGACCCGUCUGGUGCCAGAACCACCGGCGGCACAGGCGCGCCCUCUGGGUUUGCGCCGCCGUGUGGUGCCUGGCCCUGGCGGGCAGCGCCCCCCAGUUCGUCUACACCAGGCAGAUCGACGCGGGCCGCGACAAGCGAGAGUGCGUGACGGCGUACUCCCCUCCGGCCAGCGCCUGGGCGGUCACGUCCUACCGCUUCGCGGCGGGCUUCGUGCUGCCCUUCGCGGUGAUCGUGGCGUGCCACUGGGUGGUGUACGCCAGGGCGGAGAGCGGACUGUCGAGGGGCCGCACGCGCUCCAGGCGCACGCUGAGGGUCGUCGGCGCCGUGGUGCUGAGCUUCUUCCUGUGCCUGCUGCCGCUGCACACCGUGGAUUUCCUCCUGCUGGCGACGCCCCGGAGCUCGCCGCACAGGCCCGGGCUCUACCUGGCGCACGCCUUGGCGCUGUGCCUGGCCUACUUCAACAGCUGCCUCAACCCGCUGCUCUACGUGUGCCUGGGCCGGGGUUUCAAGCAGAGCAUGAACCGCUCCGUGCGCGGCCUGCUGCACUUCAUCAGCGAGGACCCCGCCAGCCGGGUCAGCGCCGCCACCAACGUCACCAAGAGCUCCAGCAACGAAAAGGAGGCGACGAAAAUGUGACGCGGCGGUGGCUUCGAGGGGCCCCCCUCCCAAAGCGCUGGGUGACCUUUCUGACACAACGCCAUGAAAAGAACACAGUUCCACGUGCAGGCCUGCUGUUGCACAAGAGGAGGAGUUUGGAUGAUGCUGUUGACUAAAUGAAGACGUUUUUGUGGUUGACUCAGGAUUGCAAAAUUUGCCCAAGUUGCAAAAUAUCCAGUGAGCACUCAACAGCUGUUUGUAUUCGUACUUUGUUUAGGAGCAAUUCCAAUGUAAACAAUAUGAUUUUUCUAAAUAGUUAUAUGUGAUUAAUACAUUUCUUCUUGUACAAUAGUUACC